Messenger RNA from Exaiptasia diaphana, 1670 nucleotides. RefSeq lists its product as uncharacterized. Lineage: Eukaryota; Metazoa; Cnidaria; Anthozoa; Actiniaria; Aiptasiidae. The transcript has a single exon. Bases 80 to 877 code for a protein of 265 amino acids. The record is from RefSeq and is a predicted model, not a curated record.
AGUGACCACAAUCUUUGCAUACACCACGWGCUUAUAACGCAGUCGCGCACUACACGGCUGUUGUUCAUUUGUCGUGAAGAUGAAGUCUGUAUUCUUGCUAUUUSUWCUCUUGAUGCUGUUGUCGUUCGAGUCUAUUGACGCCGCWAGGGGAAGAGGCGGGGGAAGAAGUAGUGGCCGAAGCCGUUCAAGCAGUCGUUCACGUUCGAGUUCCAGAUCCGGCUCAACCAGACGAAUGAAAUACGGGCCUUACUCUGGCAGUGUGACCAAAUACACACCUAUUCCUGUUCGAACGAAAACUACACCAGCGAUCAUAAAACAAACGACUGUGCCCUCAAGAUCUAACAUUUAUACCAAGCUGUUUGUUGGGUACAUGGUYUUUCGGUACGUUAGUCUUAGYAAUAGACCCGUCUACAGACAAAGAUAUAGAAAUCCGUACAGUCAAAGCGAAGUCGUAAUCCCUGAAGAGAGAGCCAUUCGUGUUACCAAAAUAGAAGAGAAAUUGCUCGAUUCGGAUGGUAAAUCCUGCUUAAAUUCGCACGAAGAGCGAAAGCUUUUGCCGGACAUCAAUGAACGUGUGUCGUUCGUAUCAUGCGAAGUCAAGUAUGGCGAUGGACGUCGAAWGUACUACACCGGCGAUAGCGCCAAAAAUGUGGUUUUAGACAAGUCAGUUCUYGACCAAGAUGUUCARGUUUCCACUCUUGUGAAGUACAAUGGAUCAAUAAUUGAAAAUACUCAAUGCACUCAGAUGGAGAAUAAUGUGGAAGGGACUGUCAUUCGCUUGUAUGCUACAAACCCUGACAAGGCAGGCAUAACAAGUGGUAGCCGUCUCGUCAUUGUUUUGGCUUUUAUCGUUUAUUUUAUCUUCACACUCGCCUGACACACUGAAAGCAAAGAACAUCACAAACUAAUCCUCACKAUAAGGAAUGCUGGUAUUAUACUUAAAGAAAACAACACACUUCAAACAUGUAGAAAAUGCAAAUCACAGAACAGAACUGUGACUAACUUAUCGUCACCUGCGUCGCUUUUGUAUUUGCUCACUUUGAAUUAAUUUUGCUAAAAGACUAAUGAUAAUUUAGUGCUUCUUUUUAGAGAAGCUAAUUUGUCAUCAAUAAUUUUUUUGUACGUAAAUAAUAUCUAAGGCCGAAUGUUUUGAACGUUUAUUAUAAUUAUUUGAGGCCGCAUGUUUUAAACGUUGUUUUGCAGGUGGCCAAAAAAAUAAAAAUUUUCAGCAGAUAAUUCAAUUUGCUAUUGAAACGACAAGUGUGAUGGUCCUUUUUUACUUAGGAAUAUUGUGCRCAUUUGAAAAUAUUUGGAAAUUAUCAAUUUUGCAUGCGAUUAUCACGGUGACGUAAUGCACACUGAGUUAUGUGGUGUGACUGACGCAAUUAGGUCGUUGUUGGUAUUCCGUCAUAGUUUUAGUAAUAAUGUGUUAGUAUUAGACAUACUAGKUUAACGAUUCAAGGCAAAGACUAUAAGAAUUCACCGUUAAAUACUAUUAAAGUGUAUUAAUGUGCGAUUAAUAUAGCAGCUGAAGCAAAGCAGCUAGGCUUAAUAUACUUGGCGUGACACUGUAUGAACAUAAACAAAACUAUUAUGAUGUUAAUGUUAAUAGUUAUUGUUUGGUUAUGUAUAAAAGACAAAGUAAUAAUAAAGUUGGCUUUGUUGGUUGA